AUGCAUGAAGAUCUGGACUACCAGGAUCCUUUCGGGGCCUGGCACAGCAGCGAGUUGCUGGACAGCUCGCCAUGCCUGAAAUGUCUGGAGCUUCAUGGCGUUCAUGCACCAUGCACGCCUCCUAAGCCCCUUCCUGCAGAUGCGGUGUCACUUCUCCCUCGGUUGAUCAAGCCUGGGAUCACGGGUGCCCUCUCCCUCCAUGACUAUCGCAAGUAUCUGUCGCAGUCUGCAGAGUGCGUGGACGAUCCCGUCGAUCGCUCUGAGAAGACUCUCAAGCGCAAGACCGCAACCUCCAAUUUGAAUCGUCCACCACCGCUCACCUCGUUUUCUUCUUGUGCGAUCUCGGUGUCUUCGGUGGCAUCAAGCACCCCGCCAUUAUCGCCGUCGUAUUCUCAUAGCAUCAUCUCUUACCAGAGCGAGCAAGAGCCCGAGGUUUCAGAGGCAUCGACUGUUGUCCUUUCACCACCCCAGGGCCCACGAGUGCAUCUUGUCUCGGAGAACUUUACACGCCCUAGACCGAACCGGAAGCGAUUGAACACCUUCCGUGAGAAGCUUCAGAGGGAAGCACAGGCUCGGGGUCAGGCUCAACGACAAUUGCCUCAAUCCCGUCCUCAAGCCUCCACUCCGAUGUUGGCCAACACGCAGGCCGUUGCCACCAUCUCGCACGGUGGUGCCUCCUUUGAGAUCUUGAAUCCACGCAAAUCCCUUGAUGUGGCACGGAUUGUCUCCUUUAUUGAAGAUGUCGAUGGCUGCUCGCUUUUGUCUUAUGACCCCCACAGCGACUCGAUAGUCUCGUCCAAUCCAUAUUCGGAGGACCAGAGCUUUGAUGGAGUUUCCCUGUCGCAGUUCACCGACGCCUCUUUGCCAUCGCAUUACUCUUCUCCGUCUUUGUACGCUACCUCUCCGUCCAUGGGAUAUUCCACACCUAAACGGCAAACCGCCGAUAUCCCCUCGUCGUCACCUGGAGUGCACGACCGAGUCCGCUCACUCUCCGACUACUCCCUUCGCAAACAUGACUACUGGAUAACCACACGCCAAGAAGACAUCACCUCCUCAUCAAAGAAUAACCAGAUGCAACACGACCUAGUCAGCGAUUCAUCCGACCAGCGCACAGUGUCAGCCACCGAGCGCCCAGAAGAAACCGAACCCGAACCCGAACUUCUCCCAUCAGACCCCCAAUCCCCCUCUUCUCAACCAACCUUCUUCUCCGAAGAAAGCGACAUCGGCGAGCCGGGCUCGCCAGUCUACGCCAACGGCGAAUGGGCCCAAGUCGACGAGCGCGACCGAGGCAUCUUCCUGGACCCGCAACCCCCCUCCGCCCUAUCACCGGGGUACUCUGAGCCUCCAUCUCCAUACGACGUCUACUACGCAAACACAAUGUCCACAACCCUCCCCUCAACACCCUCCUACACUCAGCACUACGAUCCCUACGACCCCAUUUACUUCGACCCGCACGUCCAAUCCGUCCUGGCCGCUGCAAACGCGCAUGGAAUGGGAUUGCGCGGGAGCCCGGCGCGUGCCCUGGAUGAUCUGCAGCGCAGAUUUGGUAGCUCCGUUUCGCUGGGUGGGACGGGGUCGGGGGAUAGAGAUGGGAAUGGUGUUUGGCAGAAGGGGGAGAGGAAGGGAUCGUUUUCGCAGAGGACGAAACUGAGGAAGUUUUUCAGCUGGAGAUCUGGAAAUUGA
Molecule: messenger RNA, 1683 nt
Organism: Penicillium daleae
Lineage: Eukaryota; Fungi; Ascomycota; Eurotiomycetes; Eurotiales; Aspergillaceae
Product: oxidoreductase, short-chain dehydrogenase/reductase family
Exons: 3
Coding region: 1-1683 (560 amino acids)
Source: RefSeq, a predicted model, not a curated record